Molecule: messenger RNA, 7661 nt
Organism: Esox lucius (northern pike)
Lineage: Eukaryota; Metazoa; Chordata; Actinopteri; Esociformes; Esocidae
Gene: mia3
Product: MIA SH3 domain ER export factor 3
Exons: 27
Coding region: 231-6413 (2060 amino acids)
Biological process (GO): vesicle cargo loading; protein secretion; endoplasmic reticulum to Golgi vesicle-mediated transport
Cellular component (GO): endoplasmic reticulum exit site; endoplasmic reticulum membrane
Molecular function (GO): protein binding
Source: RefSeq, a predicted model, not a curated record
AUAAAAAAUUAUUAAAGUCUAAUGAAAACGCUUCUUGCGUUCCAAUUUCACAUAUUAAAUUAUGCAGUCUGGUCGCAUGGCCUUGCUUUGUAAUGUUUGUUCAUGUAUGCCCAGAUUUUGAUAUUUGACUCCACGUUCAACAUCCUGCUAGUUUCUCCCGCAUUGGAUUUGCUGACGUGUCGGCCUCGUCUGCUCAUGCUCGAGCAGAACCAGCCAGCCCAACUGCCGACAUGGCUGUGAAUUUUGCUCAUGUAUACUUUUUUAUUUUAUUUAUUCAGAACUUACUAACAAAAGCCGCAGCCGAAAAGAGAUUCUCUGACUUUAAAAGAUGUGCGGACGAGGAAUGCAGUAUGCUCCUGUGUCGGGGGAAAGCAUCAAAUGAUUUCGUGGGACCAGACUGUCGGUUCCUGUCUUUUAAAAAAGGAGAAACAAUUUAUGUCUACUAUAAACUCUCAGGCAGAAGGACUGAUAUAUGGGCGGGGAGUGUUGGGAACCGCUUUGGGUACUUUCAUAAGGACCUGCUUGCAAUCAAUCACAUAUACACUGAUAAAGAAUUGGAGAUUCCUGCAGAGGAAACCGACUUUGUUUGUUUUGACACUGGAUACGAUAAGUUUGACAAUUAUGACAUUGAUUCAUUGUUAGUCUCCUCCUUGUUGUUAAGUGACCUCGAAGAAUCUGUGAAAGAAAGUGUGGAGACAUUAGAUCUAAUCCAAAGUUCUGUGAGCUCCACAGUGGAUACGGAAGUGACUCUAUUAGAAAAAAAGGAGAUUGAUAGUGCAGUUCUUGAAGACAUUAAAGAGGUUGUUUCAGAUCAGGUUUCAGUGGUUGUUCCAGAUCAGGUUUCAGCGGUUGUUCCAGAUCAGGUUUCAGCGGUUGUUCCAGAUCAGGUUUCAGCGGUUGUUCCAGAUCAGGUUUCAGCGGUUGUGCCUGAUCCGGAUUCUGAGGUUGCGCCUGAUCCGGAUUCUGAGGUUGCGCCUGAUCCGGAUUCUGAGGUUGCGCCUGAUCCGGAUUCUGAGGUUGCGCCUGAUCCGGAUUCUGAGGUUGCGCCUGAUCCGGAUUCUGAGGUUGCGCCUGAUCCGGAUUCUGAGGUUGCGCCUGAUCCGGAUUCUGAGGUUGCGCCUGAUCCGGAUUCUGAGGUUGAGUCCUCUCAUCCUGAAACCAUUCUAGAAACUCUUGAUACAGUAGAUGAUUCCAGCCUAGUAGAUGAUUCUGGCCCGGUAGUUAGAUCCAGUACAGUAGAUGAUUCUGGCCCGGUAGUUAGAUCUGGCUCAGUAGAUGAUUCCGGCCCGGUAGUUGGACCCGGCUCAGUAGAUGAUUCCGGCCCGGUAGUUGGACCCGGCUCAGUAGAUGAUUCGGGCCCGGUAGUUGGACCCGGCUCAUUAGAUGAUUCCGGCCCGGUAGUUGGACCCGGCUCAGUAGAUGAUUCCGGCCCGGUAGUUGGACCCGGCUCAGUAGAUGAUUCCGGCCCGGUAGUUGGACCCGGCUCAGUAGAUGAUUCCGGCCCGGUAGUUGGACCCGGCUCAGUAGAUGAUUCCGGCCCGGUAGUUGGACCCGGCUCAGUAGAUGAUUCCGGCCCGGUAGUUGGAUCCGGUUCAGUAGAUGAUUCCGGCCUGGUAGUUGGAUCCGGUUCAGUAGUUGAUCCCAGAGCUGAGGAGUUGAUGGAUGAACUUCAGAAAGAAAAGCAGAAGACAGAGCCUCCUGUGCCAGCCAGUGUUGUUGAUCCAGAGAAAGGUGAUACCAAAGAAAGCCUUUCAGAACCUCUGUCUGUGGAUCCUGUGUUGGAUAAUGCAGCAGAUAUUAUUUCAGAAGGCAGAAUUUUGCCUAAAUUGAAGACUACUCUCGGAGCAACUUUUGAUGCUGUCACCACUGAUGACGAGGACACAUGGAAGGUGACUCCAUAUGAUGAAGAAGACAAGAAAAGUACAGAGUUUGAUUAUCAACAGGAUAAGGACAGUGAUUAUCAUCUUAGGGAAACUCCAUUGCUGGCUUUUUCUGAAGAACGUUCUAAUUUAAAACAAAAGAUAACUCCAGAUUCUGAUCAGGAAGAUGGUUCAUCAGAAAUUGCUGACCAGAACUCCAACGACAAGAACAUGUGGUCUUCAUUUGGUGAUACAGUUUUUAAAAUUGUCAGUGGAGGAGAAAGAACACCUCAUGUUCCUGGUUCAGAGGAAGAGGAUGAUGAGGAUGAGGACGAAGAAGGAAAAAUUACAACAGAAAAUCUUCCAAAAAUUGAAAAAUCGAAAGAGAAUAUACAGCUUCUAACCAACGACCCAGAAAAGGAGCCAGAGGAAACAGAGCAGUUAGUCAUUGAGAAACCUGUAGAUGUAAAUUUUGGGGAGGGGGCUUUGAAGGCGUCUGACAAGGAAUCUCAGAUGUUACUGUUUGAGGAGGAGUCGGAAGAGGAGGACAUUAAACCUUCAACACCACCUGCUGAUGAGGUCAUUCCUUUUGAAAAUACGGAGGAAGCUUCAGUAGAAAAACUAAGUUUGAAUGACAACCCAGUACCUAAACAGCUCACACAAACUGAAAUUCUCUCAGACUUUGAUAGUAAUGCUAAGGAAGUUGAUCAGAAAUCAGUUGUUGAAGAACUCCCCAUAAAGGAAAAGGCAUCAAGGGAUUUCUCACAAGUAGAGAAUAAAUUGAAGCUAGGUGACACAAUGCUUUCCAGGCAAUUUAAAGAACUUAAGGCCCCGGAUCAAACUGAAAACACAGAGAGCCAUCAAGGACUCCCCAUAGAGGAAGAGGAGGGGGAUGUCAUAGAUGAUAUGGAGAAUGAGGAAGAGUUGUUAGAAGAUGAAAAUGCAGCAUUGUCUGCAUCCAUUGAUGAUAAGUACAAAGAAAGUACAUCUGAAUACGAGUCGGAGCAACCCAGCCGUGAUAACGAAGUUUUAUUUAGCGAUGAAGCCAAGGAGGCUCAUGACAUAGUACCUGAAGAUUAUGACACAGACAAAUAUUUAGAAAGCACAAGCUUGGAUCAAAGCCUCACACCCCCACUAGAAGGCAAAGUUUGGGAUCCCGUUCCAGAGCCGGAGUACAGCGAUGACGUUCUGAGGCUGACUCUGCUGCGUGACCACUUCAGCGAAGACAAAAUGGAGAGCUUGCAGAAGAUUCUGGGCCUUCAGCACCUGUUCAGGCUGGAGUUCCUGUUCUCUGACUUGGAGCAGGAACUGAAGGCUGCCCGGCUAUCACAGACCAACACCAGUGAGGACAUUGAUAAGGCAUUGGAGGCCAUUCUGGAAGCCUCCGAGACCCCCAUCUUGGACGAGGUUGAGAGGAUGCUGGACACCCGGGACAAUGCAGACCAGCAGGUGGAGGCCGGCGAGUUUGACGAGGAAGCAGCCGUUUUGGACGACUUCCAAGAGUUGGCGUUCACCCUACGUCAGAAGUAUUCAGCAGCCAGUGACAGUGCUCCCUUGGCAGCAGGCAGGGAACAAGGCCGACACCCUGACACAGAGAAGGGCAUGCCUGAUGACUUGGGGGAGGAAAAGUCGUUCCCGCUUCUUCCAGAGGACAAUGAUGAGGAAAACAUCACUGUGACAGAGACGCGUGAAGAAACUAAAGCACCAGAGGAGAAGCCUGACCAUGAUGAAGGCCUCAGCAGACCAGAUAUGGGCUUUGAAGAGGAUGUGGGGCAUUUUAACCGAAACAAAGACAAUCAACCAAGCUUUAAAACUCCAGAAGAAAUUCAGAGAGGCCCUCAACCUAUUUUGGAAAAUACAUUAGACGUGGGACUUGUUGAUAUGGAGAACCCUUCUGCCAGAUUUCCAGAGACGCCUCCUGUUUCUGAUUUCCAUGAAGAAGAGCAGAGUGGUUCAUCAUUCUCUUCAGUAAUAAUAUUCUCUGGUAGUGUCCUCGCGCUAGUUUAUGAAUACCUUGGAAUAUAUGCUGUUACGAUGAUUCAGUGUCUGCCGGAGGAAUGGAAGCCCGGUCCAGACUUCUACGGGGUGUCCUGGGAGCCCGUGGUGGUCACCGCCUGUGCCGGGUUGGUCGGCUUUCUCUUCCUCUUCUGGAGGAGUGUUCUUUCUGUCAAGAGCAAGUCAUAUCUAACUUCUGAAAAAGAAAUGAUUGACAAAAUGAGGAAUCUUGAACAAGAGAAGAAGGAGAUACUUCAAAAGGUUGCUGAACUGCAGCAACAGGGCGAAGAACUCAAAGAACAGCAAGAGCUGUCUGAGAAAUCUUCCAGCUCAUCCCUUCAGAAGAUCCGGGAACUAGAGAGUCUGGUACAAGAGAUGGAGAGACAAAAUGAGCGCCUGAAAGAGGAGAAGAACUUGCUCUCCAAAAACUUUGAUGAAGAGCGAACCAACGCUGCCAAACAUGAAGACCAGAUAUCCGAAAUGGACAAAACCAUUGAGAAGUUGAAGCACAGCAGGAAGAAGACACAGGAUGCCCUGUUGAAGGCGACUGUUCGGAUUGACGAGGCCAAGCUGCGCGAGGAUGCGCGAAGCAUUCAGCACCAGGUCCUGGAGAAGGACAUCACCUGUCUGAGGGAGGAGAACCAAUCACUGCAACGUGCUGCCAAGUCCUGGGAGGAGAAGCACAGGGAGAUGAGUGAGCAGAUCAGGGCUUACCAGAAGUCCCAGAAAGAGCUGGAGGACUCAGUGGCUCAGAAGGACCACAACAUAGAGGUUUUGUCUGACCUCCUAGGAGACCUGGAGGCCUGCGAUGACCUAAAAGGAGGCGUUUCCAAUGGCGACGCAUCCAAUGACAAGCAGGCCGUCAUCCGAAACCGUGUCAAGCAAAUGAUGGAUGUCUCAAGGGUCCAGACCACUCUGUCUGUAGUGGAAGAGGAGCGCGAUCGCUUCAUGACCAAGCUGCUCAAUGAAGAGAAGGCCCGGAAACAGCUGGAAGAACAAUACCAGAAGCUUGAGCACGAGAUCUUGGUGGUGAAAGGUAGCAAAAACCACCUGGAGAACCAGUACAAGACCUUGCAACAGAAGAACGAGAUCAUGACUGAGAUGUACCAGCAGAAGGAGAAUGCUCUGCAGCAGAAGCUCACAAAGGAGGAGUUUGAGCGGCGCAACAAGGAGGUCAUGCUGACGGAGGUGGACGGUAAAGCCAUGGAGGCUGAGGAGGAACUCAAGGUGUGCCGGAGGCGCAUCAAGGAGAUCCAGGAAGAGCUGAAACAGACGGAGAAGUCCUACAAAGCCCAGAUCAUUGAACAGGAGCAGAAAUCACACGAGAACUGGGUGAUGGCACGGGCUGCAGAGCGCGCUCUGUUGGAUGAGAAGAAGGAAACCACUAACCUCCGCAACAGACUGACAGAGAUGUCCAGCAAGCUGAAUGAGCUCCGCAGGCCUCUGUUCAAGCCCACACCUGGAAUGGCUUCCAUGCCCCUCCGAAGAGGUGAUUCGUACGGGCCCUCGCCCGUCAGCGGAGGUGCCCCGUCCCCCCCUCUCAUGAUCGAAGGUCCUGGCCGCCCCCCGUCAGCCCCUGUUGGGCGGAGGAAUGAGCCCUAUGGACCGCGGCCUCCGUCUGACCCCCACGGCCGUUACCUCCCUGACCACAACCACCCUGUGGCGGCUAGACCUGACCCCAGUGGCCCACGGACGUCCUCUCCAAGCAAUCUGGACGGCUCGGUGAGCAUUCCUUUAGAGGCAACGUCCCAAUCCAAGGCACAGGCCUCCUCUGAGAACCCAGAGGCAAACUCUGGACCUCAGGGCCCAGUCCCCAUGCUGGUGUCCCCCAUCAGCUCCGGCCUCGUCAGACCGCUCCUCAGGCCUCCCUCCGGGCCGGGCUACCGUCCUCCCCCCGGCCCCGGGCCCCACCUGCCACCCCCGCCACCCUUCAUGUACAGACAGCCCAACGGACCCCCAGGCAUGAUGCUCCCCGGAGCCCCGCCCCCUAACGGACACCCUCCUGGUCCCAUGAUGCCGCUGGGGCAGCGGCCUCCACCCCUCGGUGUCUAUGGACCCCCUCCUCCUCAGUACGGACCCAUGCCUCCCCCAUUUGGAGUGCGUGGUGGCCCCUUGAUGCCCCGCCCUACGGGACCCCCGCGACCCUACAGCCAGUAUGGACCACGCGACCACUCCAUCCCACCCCAGAACCUACCCCCUGGAACGGGCCCGUACCCUCCCCAGGGCAGCCCCAGAGACCUCCCUGGGCCGCCCCCACAGGGGCAUGACUUUUCGGCCGACCCCCGGGGUCAGGGGCAUGACUACAGCUCCCAGCAGCCCCCCCAGGGUCAGGGGCAAGACUACAGCUCCCAGCAGCCCCCCCAGGGUCAGGGGCAAGACUACAGCUCCCAGCAGCCCCCCCAGGGUCAGGGGCAAGGCUACAGCUCCCAGCAGCCCCCCCAGGGUCAGGGGCAAGACUACAGCUCCCAGCAGCCCCCCCAGGGUCAGGGGCAAGGCUACAGCUCCCAGCAGCCCCCCCAGGCCCAGGACUCUGACAACCGCAGCAUGACCGAGCCUUAGAUACCUGCAGACGUGUACCCCACCCCCCCCCCCCAGCCCCACCUAAUCUACAGUGAUGUCUUCUUAUUCCCCUUACCUGUAGAUGUAAUCUGGCUGAAAAAAGGAUGUUGUUCGCAAACGACCGAAAUGUUUGAAAAGCUAGGUUCACUAUUAAAGUGUCAUAGGAUCAAUGUCUUAAAUUCUGUGUCUGAAACGUGUGUGUGUGUUUUGUGUGAGUGUGUGAGUGAGUGUGUGUGUGUCUCUGAAACGUGUGUAUGUAUAUAUGACUGUCUUGAAGAAGCAUAGUAGCUGAGGCUGUCAGACUGCAAGGCCUACUGUGCAAUAACAAUUUUUAUUGUAUGCCUGAGGAUUUUCAGCUUUUGUUUUUUAAGGUUUGAUGAUAAUGUAUUUGGAGAGACUACCACAUUGAUUUUUGUAUUGAUUUCGCAAUGUUACCUUGGUUUCCUGUGGAAAUUAUUUAAAAUAAAGGGGUGGGUGGGGAUAGAGUAUUGGGGUUGCUUGAUUGAUCAUUUCAAAACAUUAUCUUACCACUGUUCCUUAAUCUGUCAUUAUAGCUGAAGGAAACUGUGUACAUUGAAGGUCAGAUGUAACUUAUUUUACUAUGUUCUUAGAGGAUUUUAUUAAUAAAGCUGGUACAAAGAUAAUGCAUUAUAAUAUCAAUAGUUGAUGUAGGACAAGACAGGAGACCCAUUUAGUUUAAAUGUUUUGACAUUUGCUUAAUGUUUUUCUGGUGUGGGCAUAUUACGUGUCUAAAGCCAUGUAGAUCUAGUGCCAGUCUUUAAAUGUUUGUCACUUUAGGUUUUUACUUUAAAUUUCAGGGAUAUAUUACAACUUUAAAUUUUUAUCAAUAAUGAACAAACCUGCCCUAUUUCGUGCAUGUGAUUAAAUACAACAAUUGCAUUACAUUUUAUAUCACAGCGUUUUGAGAAUGUAUGCCCCUGUGGGAAAUCUAUUUUUAACACUGAAGGUCACAGACUUUUGUACCGACAGCCACGAUUGCGGCAAUUUGAACACUUGACUGUUUAUGAAUGGCGUGUCCAGGAUGUUUUGCAGUAUUCACAGGUCAUAUGAACAUCUGUAGUUUUCAUCUGCUCUCUCUGUCUGUGAUGUAGAAAAUAACGUGGCUCUGUGUUAAGGACAGUAAGAGCGUUCUAGGCUUUGAUGAUAGUCUGGUCUGACGUUAUCCCCUGAUCUUCAACGACAGCGCAGGUUUAAUAAACAAGGGUUGCCCUCCCAUUUUUCACAUUG